AUGUUGAAUUCUAAAAAAUCCAUUAAAUUUCAACUUCAACGAGAAUAAAAACAAUUCCAACAUAUAAAUAUUAUUCAGAUUGAUGAUAACCUUUAAUAGUUAUGUAAACUCCUUGAUAAUUAACAAACUCUCAAAACUGAUAUAUAAAAAUAAACAAAAAAAGUAUUAAAAAAUAGUAAAACCAUAAUUACAACCAAUAAGCAAUCAUCUUUAAUUAAAUUCAUUGUCUAAAAUAAAACAAAGAUAUUUUAAUAGAAAGAAAACUAUGAGCGAUCUUCUAUUUUCAAAAGUCUCAUUAUUAAGUAAACUUAGCCAUUAUCAAAACCUUCGAUAGGGUCAUGCAGAGAAAAAAAAGCCAUUUCUGUAUAAUAUCCUAGAAGACUGUCAACUUUUUAAAAUAAAGUUUGCAAUUCCUAUUAAGACAUUUAGAUUGGACCUUGGGAAGAAUAUUAUAAUUGA
Messenger RNA from Paramecium sonneborni, 459 nucleotides. The record is from the annotation of a GenBank genome assembly. NCBI's taxonomy places the organism in Eukaryota, Ciliophora, Oligohymenophorea, Peniculida, Parameciidae.